Messenger RNA from Solenopsis invicta (red fire ant), 2280 nucleotides. RefSeq names its product ecdysone-induced protein 75B. Lineage: Eukaryota; Metazoa; Arthropoda; Insecta; Hymenoptera; Formicidae. The record is from RefSeq and is a predicted model, not a curated record. The coding region runs from base 856 to 2070 and encodes 404 amino acids. The transcript has 4 exons.
UGAUAGAAGGGAUGAAGCAGAGGACGAGAAAGAGAGAGGACCGCGAGGGAAAAGAGAGAGAAAAGGAGGAAAGAGGGUAGAGGCGCGUGCGGUGCGGCUGUCUGCGGCUGCUCGUCCGUCAGUCGGUGGUCGUGGGUGGUCGCACGCACGCUCGGGGGUGACGGGUGCGUCUACAUUCGCGACGAGGGCGAUGGAGGCUCCGUGCGCCUUGCUGGUGAUCGAGUGAGACGCGCCAUUCGUUGAACCGUCGUCGUUAUCGUCGUCGUCGUUCGUGGUAUCAAACCGUCCGCGAUAAGAGUGGCACGAACGGACAAGAACAACGCGUAAAAGAGGGAAUCCGCGUGCAUAACGGGGUGACAAAAUGUCGAUGUAUCACUGUUUAUCGUGAACCAGUUGAAGAAACAAGGCAGAGAGGCAGAGGGAGGGAGAGAGAAAGAGAGAAAAAAAGGGGGUUGAACACGGUGACAAACACUUCUUUCUCUCUUUUGGACUGUCGAUUAGUGAUAAUUUGACCCAACAUUAGGUGGAUCGCUUUAAUCGUGCUUGCCGCAUAGCAAUUUAGAGACGUAGACGUAGACGUAGACUAUCAUGAUGGGCGACACAGACGGACGGAGCUCCGUCACGUUUCUUGCCUUUCCAGAGGGGCAAGGGAAAGAGUGGGAGAGAGAAACAAAGAAAAGGAAAAGAAAGUGAUAUUUCUCCGGAUAGGACGAGGGUGCGAGAAUCACACAACAUGGCAAGGACCGAUCAUCGCCCGAUCAUGCGACGUAACUCGUAACGGGAACGGGGGCUGCCCCGAAUACGGAGUCACUUUGAGACGGGAAGCGAGGAAGCGACCCGGUAACCCGCGGAGCGAUGUACGCCGCGGCGGGUGGUGCGAGCAUCGCCAACCGGAGGAAGCAGAAGCGGCUGCAGCUCAACAAACAGGCGCCGGUCAACGUCGUUCCACCAAGACUGAAGACCGGCUUGCCGCCUGGCGCGCGUUAUCACCAGCAGCACCACCAGCAUCAGCAUCAGCAUCAACAUCAGCAUCAGCACCAACAUCAGCACCAGCAUCACCACCAGUACCAUCAGCACCACCACCACCAUCAUCAUCAUCCGACCAAGCUCGCCGCCCGUUCGCACCAAGUCGCAUCGACACCGCAAGCCUCGCGAGCACAUCCACAGCAGGCGCCAACGUCGACGUCGUCGUCGUCCGCCGCGUUCCACUCGGUCAUCGACGAUCGGCGCCGUCACACCGACCAUCACAAGUCCCAGCAGGUCGCCCCGGUCUCGCCGAUUCAAUUCCCGAUCUCGCCACCCCCGCUCUCCCUCGAGUCCUCGGCGUCCGCUACCACUUUUCCGGCCAACAAGUCCAGCAACUUUCCUUUCCCGCCACCCUCGAUCCUCGAUCUCCGAGUCUCGCCUCCUACUUCGGAGCUACAGUGCGGUGGUCAGGGACCCGGCGGCAAAGCGGCAUGGCAAGGAUGCAACAGACCUUCGCCCCUCCCCUUAUCUCCUACGUCGCCCGGAUACAGAACGAAGCAAUGCGAAGCACAUCGGCGAUGGAUGAAAAGAAACAGGAUAAGAGACGCCAGCUACUGCUACGGGAGCAGUGGCGAGGACGACGACGAAGAUGACAGCAGUAACGCCAUUCGUCAUCGGGGCGAAGUCAGCGCGGCGGUCAACACCGUGCUCUACGUGGGUUUGGGGACCACCGCGCUUGGGUUAGUUAUCUCGUUCGUCGGUACCGGAGAAAAGGGCUUCCUGAGCCCACAGCUGAGGCUGGUCGGCCCGUCGUUACUAUGCGCCGGUCUGCUGUGCUGUCUAAUACGCGUGCUGCUGUGCCUCUGUCUGUGUCACUGCGGCCAGUGCCGCUGGCCAUUCUGCCAGGUUGCCUCGCACAAGGAGAAAGCGAGGAAAGCGGACGCGCGACCGGGAGGACCAGGAACGUUAUCGACCGCCUCGCUGUUGCCGCCGUCGACGCAACAGGAACGGGACCGACCUACGGUCGCGCCCACGAGUCGCUCCGUGUCACCGGCGACGAAAGGACACGAGCUCCUGCUCUCACCUGCCCAAUUACCGGAGUGAAGGGACAACUCGUGAUCGCGCGCCACGAACAUUUUCUACGAAUGAAUUCUAUAUACGCCGAUUUACUGCCGGUUCACGCCCAAUUACUCGAGUACUUUAGUUUCCGUUGCGGCCUGAACCGCGAGCUCUCGCAGCGCCUAAAGAGUAGUCUAAAAAUGCGUUUUAGAGCUUAAACAAUAGAAGAAUAAAGAAAUCGGCUACGUUUUUCUA